Neolamprologus brichardi is the source of this 1771-nucleotide messenger RNA. RefSeq names its product retinal homeobox gene 1 (gene rx1). Gene Ontology annotation, biological process: positive regulation of transcription by RNA polymerase II. Lineage: Eukaryota; Metazoa; Chordata; Actinopteri; Cichliformes; Cichlidae. The record is from RefSeq and is a predicted model, not a curated record. Gene Ontology annotation, molecular function: RNA polymerase II cis-regulatory region sequence-specific DNA binding; DNA-binding transcription factor activity, RNA polymerase II-specific.
GCCGCCUCAGCUUUGUCCGCCUCUCUCUCUCCGGCUCACUCCUCUCCCACUCUCCUCUCUGAGCUGGAGUGGAUAGCGUCUGAACUCAGCUACUAAAUGCUCUUUACCAUCGGAGUGCAUCUGUUUGGGGCUGUUUGUCACACAAAGAGAACAUAUUUAGAGAAAUGCUAGGCAAUCAACGCCAGCUGAGCGACUGCAGGCGGUGCACAUAGCGGAUCUGGGAAGAGUGAAGUUGGAGGGAGAGCUGCUGAGAGGAACAGGUGGAGCACUGGCAUCAGGAACUUCAGCACUUCAGCAUAUUUACUUCCAAGAGGCCCAGGUGAUUGCCCAGACGCUCGAAUGCAUUUAUCGCUGGAUACCAUGAGCAUGGUGGACGACAGCUGCCUCUCGCCCAGCAAUUUCCACGAACUGGGUAAAGGUGGGGGCGUUGCAGUGGGAGGCCGCGUCCACAGCAUCGAUGUCAUCCUGGGUUUCAGCAAAGAACAGGACCCCUUGCUAAGUCCCGCCACGGCCCCCGGACCCCACAAAGUGAACAUAGACAGCCUGGCGGAGACCGGGAAGCAGCUGGAGCCCUCGUCGCACUCGUCCUACAGCGGGCACCUUUCCUCUCUGAGAAGCAGCGGCGACACAGAGCAGCAGCAGUACCACGACUCCGGCUUAUUUGCAAACAAAUGUGACCAGGAACUGAGCGAGCUGAGGAAGAGUAUAGAGAGCGAUGAAGGCAAGUCUCCGGACCCAAGCAAGGAUGAGCAGCCCAAGAAGAAACACAGGCGCAACCGCACCACCUUCACCACCUACCAGCUGCACGAGCUGGAGCGUGCCUUUGAAAAGUCCCAUUACCCAGACGUGUACAGCCGCGAGGAGCUCGCCAUGAAGGUGAACCUCCCCGAAGUCCGAGUUCAGGUCUGGUUUCAGAACCGCAGAGCUAAAUGGCGCCGGCAGGAAAAAAUGGACGCCAGCACCAUGAAGCUCCACGAUUCACCCAUGCUCUCUUUCAACCGUCCGGCACCGGUUCACACCAGCAUGGGUCCAAUGACCAACUCCCUCCCCUUGGAACCCUGGCUGACCUCUCCCCUGUCCAGUGCUACACCUGUGCACAGUAUCCCAGGCUUCAUGGGUCCAGCUCAAGGCCUCCAGCCCAGCUACCCAAGCCACCAUUUCCUCAACUCCACCCCCCACGCUCCUCACGCUCCUCACGGUCCUCAUCCACACCCUCACACUCAUCCCCAUCCGUCCAUGGGUCAGGGGAUGCAGAGCAUGGCUCCUCCUCCUUAUCAGUGUCCAGCACCAUACCCUGAAAAGUACCCUUUGGAGGAUGUGGACCAGCGCAGCUCCAGUAUUGCUGCGCUGAGGAUGAAAGCCAAGGAACACAUCCAGUCUAUGGACAAAACCUGGCAACCCAUGUGACUAACGAGCUCGGCGGUCGACGUGAGCAAUGCUGGAAGUGACACGUCACGUGCGACGCCACUAAGUGAAAGAAGCGGAUUCUGAACUGUGAAAGCUGAAGACGUAAGAAUUUUUGUUCGGGGGGGGGAGACUUUAUUUUCUUUUUUACUUCUUCCCCCUUAAAAAACAUCUGAAACCUUCAGCGGGUUAAAAGUUUCCGAUAUUUUUGCUCGUCCAAUCUCUAGGUGUCUAUCGUUGCCUUGGGUUCGAUAAAAACAAAUGUCUUCUUGGUGAAACAAACAGUUUAUGACACCCAGAAGCAUUUACGAGUCACAAACAGGCUCUGAACGCACGUUUCAUGCUGCAGCUCUUCGGGCGCACCAAC